AUGGAUAACAAGGAAAAUAAUUCAUCACUACAAGAAAAGCAUCUCUUGGAAAAAUCACCAAAAGAUAUGACUCAUGAAGAGUUGGUUAAAAUUGCCACUCUCUAUCAAGAGGAAAAGAGAAAAUCGGAAUCUGGAAACAAGCAAAAUAAAAAGAAAAAGAAGAAGAAGGAGCAAGUUAUAGAUUGGAGUACACAGACCUAUAGACACAUUGCUUUAAAGAUUGCCUAUCUUGGUUUUAAUUAUCAAGGAUUAUCGAAACAGCUUCACACUCCCAACACAAUUGAACAUCAUCUUUUUGAAGCUUUGAAAACUUUAAAACUUAUAGAGCACGAGGAUAAUUGUGAAUUUACUAAAUGUGGAAGAACUGAUAAGGGUGUCUCUGCACUUGGUCAAGUUGUCUCAUUCAAUUGUAGAUAUAAUCCAAAGAAGAAUGACUAUGUUAGACUCAUCAAUAGUUUACUUCCAGACGAUAUUAGAGUAUUAGCCUGGUGUCCAGUUUCCAAAGAUUUUGAUGCAAGAUUUGGAUGCCUCCAAAGAACAUACAAAUACUAUUUCAUACGACAAAAUUUAAAUAUUGAAAAGAUGAAACAAGCUGCUGCUCAUUUUGUUGGUGAGCAUGAUUUUAGAAAUUUCUGUAAAAUUAAUGAAGAGGUAACAAACUUUAGAAGAAGAAUUUUGAGUAUGGAAAUUAUCAAAUCUGAUCUAUUACAUCAGCAACAUGGAAAUGAUGAGUAUUUUGAAAUUUAUGAAAUUGUAGUUUGUGGAACAUCAUUUUUGUGGCAUCAAGUUAGAUGCAUGACAGCAAUUCUAUUCCUUAUUGGUGAAGGAAAAGAGGAACCUUCUGUCAUUCCAGAAUUAUUAGAUAUUGAAAAGUACAAGGCACGUCCAGUUUAUCAUAUUGCAUCAGAAUUUCCACUUGUUUUAUAUGAUUGUGUUUUUGAGGAUUUGAAAUGGAUUCACACCAAUGACAUGAUUUCAUCUCAAGCCGAUUUAACAAAUCAUUUCUAUGAAAUGUGGAGAAGUAGUUCAUUGAAAUCGACCAUGUACAACAUCUUUUAUCAAGCUGCAAACAAUACUCUAGUGGAUAAUAGUAAUACAUUUGGAAAAGAUCUCAAUACUAAUGUGGAUUCGAACACUGAAGAUGCAACAAGAAAAUAUACAACUGUCAAGAAAGCUGUCAAGGCUAUGAAACCAAUUCAGAGAGGUCCCAAAUAUGUCAAGUUAUUAGAAAGGCCAAGAGCCUUCUCUUUAGAGGAGUGUGUUGAAAGUUCCAAGAAGAAAAGAAAACAGUAG
Molecule: messenger RNA, 1293 nt
Organism: Naegleria gruberi
Lineage: Eukaryota; Heterolobosea; Eutetramitea; Acrasida; Naegleriidae
Exons: 1
Coding region: 1-1293 (430 amino acids)
Biological process (GO): mRNA pseudouridine synthesis; tRNA pseudouridine synthesis
Cellular component (GO): cytoplasm; nucleus
Molecular function (GO): pseudouridine synthase activity; RNA binding
Source: RefSeq, a predicted model, not a curated record